AUGGAUAUUCCCGUCGUGACGUCCACGUCUUCCAACUCAUCAGCGGUGCCCUCUCUGUCUCCGCUGCCCAGAGAAUAUCGAAAACAGCUUGUCACUGGCCUGGCCACCUACGCGCCCUCUGUCUCGUCCGCCUCUGUCUUUGCCGCUGGUGCGACUGAGAUCCGAGAUCUUUUUCGUAUUUGA
Molecule: messenger RNA, 183 nt
Organism: Penicillium soppii
Lineage: Eukaryota; Fungi; Ascomycota; Eurotiomycetes; Eurotiales; Aspergillaceae
Exons: 2
Coding region: 1-183 (60 amino acids)
Source: RefSeq, a predicted model, not a curated record